AAAGGAGGGUCCACCUGGCUGAAUUUUGGGGUUGUAGGGCUGAGUUUUGAGGUUGUAACACUGAGUUUUGGGGUUGUAGGGCUGAGUUUUGAGGUUCUAAUGCUGAGUUUUGGGGUUGUAGGGCUGAGUUUUAGGGUUAGAGCACCCCAAUCACAGUGGCUUUUGGAGGGGGCAGCUGCCAGUGGUCCAGGAACACCCCUUCCCCACCGUUUUUCUUCAAUGUUUUGCUCCAAAUCAGCUUCAAAAAGAAAGAUUUGGACAAAAAGCAGAGUGGGAGGAGGGUUUGGUCCCCACCAUGCAGGGCCUGAUGGGGUUAAAAGAUUUGCGGCUGCCUGCAAACUUGCAGGAAGCACCUGAGCAUCGUUUCCUUCUUCUGCAAAACCUCAGUGCAGGAAGGGUUUGGGGUGCUCAAGAGAUGCUGCCUUGGGAACCCCCGAUGGGGUCGUGGUGAUGGGGAUGUCCCGGGGAUGCCGAUACGGGGAUGCUUCGGUGAUGAUGUGACCUACAUUCGCAGCAAGGAGGUCCCCAGCCCGCCACUGCAGGGCCAUGAAGCGGCACAAGUGACGGAGACGCCGUGCCCGCGGGCCAUGGCCAGCCCAGCACCAUGGCUGCGCUGGACACAAACAGAGCUGACGCGCUGGGAGGGAGAGGAGGAGGACGAGGAGGAGGAGGAGGAAGAAGACGACAACUUCGAAAGGCGGAUGGACGAGGAUGGGGUCAUCGGCUUGGGGGAGGAUGCUGGGAGCCCACCGUGGGGCGAUGGAGAGGACCUGGAGGAGGGGUCCCUGGUGGAGAAGGAGGGUCAGUGGCACCCACAGCAAGACUUGGUGGAGGAGGAUGAGGAGCGGGGCAGCUCUGGGGGGGAUGAAGGGCCCUGGGGGGCAGAGAGCGAUGGGGACCCCUACGCUGAGCUCUCUUAUGAGGGCCGGUGGGGCUCUGAGUCCAGCGGUAGCCCCAAGAUGCUGCAGGAUGGCCGGACUCUCUGCCAGCCCCGUGGCUGCAGCACAGACGGUGGGGACACCUCGGGGCUCUCGGAUGCCAGCCCUGGCCCCGCCACCCCAUCCCACCAAGGCUGGGGCACAGCCGGGGACAACAGCGGGGGACACGGGCAGGGCUGGACCCCCAACCAAAGCGUCCUGCUGCACCUCUCCCCCAACAACCUCCGCGGUGUCACCAGCGUUGAGCCCGUCACCAAGCCCCAGCCGGCUGGGAUAGGGCUCCCUGGCUCCGCUGGCUUGGCACCCACCGGGGAGCCUUGGGGUGCUGGGACCCUCUCUGCACCCCAACAGCGCGACAGGUCCCGGGUGUCCAAGAAAGCAGUGCCCACGCUGCUGCAACCCAAGCCUGGGCAGAAGUCGCCAUCCCUGAGCUCCCGAUGGCGGAGCACGAAUGGCAAGGAGAUGAAGGAUCCCUUGGGCUCCGGCACCGGCACAGCCGACGGCACCCAGUACGGCCGAGGGCGCCUCAACCACCCGCUGCCCGACCUCUCCAAGGUGGAGGCGCGAGUGAAGUUCAACCAGAGCUACCGGCCGCCGCGGGGCCGAGAGCUGCCCGCCUGCCCCAGGGCCACGGGUGGCCCCAUUGGCUUCAAGUCCCCGGCUGAAAUCGUUCGGGAGGUGCUGCUGAGCAGUGGGGAGGGCGUCCCACCACAGCCCCCCACCUCCACCGCGCUGCCACAGGAGUUCAGGUCGCCCAAGCAAGCCACCGCGCUGGUGCAGCAGCUCCAGGAUGACUACCACAAGCUGCUGACCAAGUACGCCGAGGCCGAGAACACCAUCGACCAACUCCGCCUGGGUGCCAGGGUGAGCCUGUACGCCGACCCGCCACGGCCCAGCCGCAGCUUCACUAUGGGCACGGUGCCUACCGGCUGCCGUGUGAUGUCCCUCAGCAUCCCACGAGCCAACACGGCAGCGCUCAGCACGGCCACAGCCUCACCAUCCUCAUCAGGUGGAGCUCCGGGACCCUCAGAGAGGGGGGAAUCAUCUUCCUCCCCCCAACCUGAGGGGGGCUGCCCCACCUGCUUGGGGCGCUGCUGCUGUGGGGGGACAGGAACCCAAGUGACCCAGACACUGGCGGGACAGACCCGCAAGCUGCAGGCACAGGUGGAAGCCCUCGAAGGCUGGAUGCGAGCAAGGAUCCCUGCACCCCAGGAGCAGCUCCAGGUGUGUCCGCCCCAUCAGAGCCCCCCACCCCAGGGAUGCACAGCAGAGUUGGGGGUACCAGGCAGUGGGGGCCGAGCUGCAGGCUCGGCAGUCGCUGCCGUGGUGUCGCAGAGAUUCUGGAAGCUGAAGGAGGCACAGGAUGCGCUGGAGCGGGCGUACCUGCAAGCCCGACAGCAGCACCCAGACACCUCAGGGGACUUCGAUCCCGACCGCACAGUGGAAGGAGAGAUUUUCCACCUGGGGCUGCGCCUGGAGACUCUCAAGGAGCAGCUGGAGCCUGGGGCUGGGCAGCAGCCCCCCCUGCAGCCCCCAGCCCAGCCCCGCUCCCCUCCAGCCCCUUCACCACCACCAGACACCCCCUCCCUGCACCCCGAGAGCCCCGCACCGAUGGAGGGUCCGCAGGGAACAGUGGGGGACAACGAGGCAGAGAUGGAGGGGCUGCCCCGACCCCUCUGGUGCAAGCAGCUCCGAGUGGAAGAGGAUUUUGGUGACCUGCUGGCACAGUACAAGCACUUCAAAUCUUUGCCGGAGUCACUGAGCCUGGAGCAGCUGAGCCUGGCAGGGAGCAGGUCCCUGGAGGAGCUGGAUGGCCCUGUGGCAGGGGAUGAUGACCCCAGCAAGGUCCCCUGCAGGACACGGUCACUAGAAGAGGGGGCUGACCUCGAGAUGUCCUCUUUGCACACCCUGGAGAGGAGAGCAGCACCACUGUCCCCCAAGGAGCUGCCAUGGCCAGAGGGGACACACCUGUCCCCAUCCACCACUCGGGAGCUGCCAGCCACAGCCAAGCCCCCUGUGGGGCUCUCCGAGCCACCUCGGGCACCCUUGUCCCACCACAGCAGUGGGGCGGGCAGCACUGCCCCCCAGCACCGGCCCCACAAGGAGCAGCGCAUCGUGUCCCCGGAGACGGACAGUGGCUUCGUGGGCUCAGAGGCCAGCAGGGUGUCACCCCCCGUGCACACCCCCGAGCACCGGCCCCCCAGCAACGCGACCCCCGGCUCACUGGGACCCUCCAUCCCCAUCCGCGCCACUCUCCAUCAUCCACGGAAGAAAGAAGUGACCCCACUUCCCUCCAAGCCGGUGCUGAUGGGCAUCUACCCCACGGACGGACAGGGUGGCAUGGGGGAGUCCCGGUGCCCCCCCUGCUCCCCUCCACGCUGGGCCGAGAGCGGUGGCAGCGAGGUGGGACCCAACGGUGAUGGCUCUCACACGGAUUCGGAGGUCAAAGGCAGGAGCUGCCCCAGCGGCCACCCCACCACCAUGGGCAGGAGCCCGGCCAGCCCCCCGCCAGCCCCUGAGACACCGUCCCCCACCCCACCGUCCCCCAACCCAGCACACUGGGACCUGCUGGGCUCCCGUCUGCAGCGCGACCAGGCCAUCCGGGCGCUGCGGGAUGAAGUGUGGCAGCUGCGACGGAGCCUGGAGGAGAGCCUGCGCCGUUCCCGCAGCUAUCCUGAGGGAAAAGGCACCCCACGUGCCACCCUGGCCAGGAGGCAGCCAGUGGCCAGCAGGCUAUCGUCCCCCAGGGAUGCAGCACCCUCGGGGGUGCUGAGCUCCCCGGCACGGGGCAGGGCAGCCCCAAGGAUUGCAGCUGCGAGGAAGGGAAGGUCGGCAUCGCUGCCGCGGGACAGGAUGGAACUGGACAUGACCACUGAGUCAGACCCCUCGCCUGCCAGGACUUGGGCCACCCCAUUCCCGCAGAGGAGCCCUGGCAGCACCCCGGCUGCCGUGACAGUUCGGGGACAGUACACAGGGACACGGUACCAGGCGGGGACGCCACACGCUGCCCAGGCACCCCGAGAAGAGCCGGGCACCCCAGGGUGUCCCCGGUGUCACAGGAGCAGGACACCGACCACCAAUUCCAGGCCAGGUGAUACCAUGAAGCAGCCCCAUCACAGCACCCCGAGGAGGACCCGCUGCCCCGCUUGCCAGGCACCCAUGGGUGCCCCCGGCAGCAGGGAUGGAGCCACACAUGCAGAGCAUGUUCCUGGUGUCACAUCCUCCCCAGGCUCCUGCAUUGAUCCCCAAGCUGAGAAGCCGGAGCAGCCUGGAUUUUGGUACUUGGCAGCCAGCCCCGCUGCCACCGCCGCCAUUGGCUGCCUCGCACCCGUCCCCCUCGUGCCUUACGCGCCCUCCGUGCUCUACUGCUCCCCAGCGGUACCUACCUCAGCCCCAGCCGUGGCCGGGGUCCCCUCCCGGCACGCUGCAGGGCACCGGCGUGCAGAGCAUCCUCGCCGGCCACACGCCGAUGGCCACCACCACUGCCUGGCCCUGGAUGAGUUGGAGGAUCUGAACCAGUCGCUAAGCCGGGCUGUGGAGGUUGCACAGAGCAUGAGGGUCACCACCACACGCAUGAGCCGGGUACUGGCCACCGAGCUGAGCCGAGCGCAGGACCUUCGGGGCUCCUGCCUCUUCUGAGGGUCCCACCAGCACCUGCCAAACCCUCCCUGCCCUCGCAGGGGGAGGAGGAUGGUCUCCACAUUGGCAUCCUCACACUGGGAGCUCCCUGCCAGAUCUGGGGGCACCAGGGCUGGUGGCAUCUCUAGAGCAUCCUGCACUGGCUCCCACCCCCAUCCUGCUUGCCCUAGACCUCCUGCAUCACUUGUCUGUCCGUCCAUUUUCGGGACCACCCAAGCUGCAGGAGGGAGGUAAAAAACAUGGGCAGAGGUCUCCUAAGACCUCCGCUACCCUGUGGCACAGCACUGGGACCAAGGUGAUGGCUGUGUCCCCCCCAGGGCAGCCCCCACCCCAAACUGAGCACUUCUGGGGAUGCUCUGACUUUGUGUAGGUCCUGCAGCACAGGUCGAGCCCCCCUUGGCAGCUACGUUUACCUCCGUGCCUGCAUGGGCAGAAAUACCCGUGAUUCCCUCUUCAAAGCCCUUCCCCACCCUUAAGCAUCCUCUGGGGUGUUGGUACCCCGGCCUCAACUUGUGUCCCCCGCUCUGCUCUGCCCUUGAAUUUGAACCCAGCCACGUCCUCCCUGGGAAAGCUUCUUUUUUAAGUGCUUUUAUGUGAAUUAGGUUGCUAGCAAACAGCUAAAUCACCCUUUUAGGGCUGAUGGCUGUUAUAUAACGUGUGUAUAUGUAU
Messenger RNA from Cuculus canorus (common cuckoo), 5246 nucleotides. RefSeq names its product AT-hook transcription factor (gene AKNA). Bases 468 to 4577 code for a protein of 1369 amino acids. Gene Ontology annotation, biological process: neuroblast division in subventricular zone; epithelial to mesenchymal transition; neuroblast delamination. The record is from RefSeq and is a predicted model, not a curated record. Gene Ontology annotation, cellular component: centrosome. The transcript has 21 exons. NCBI's taxonomy places the organism in Eukaryota, Metazoa, Chordata, Aves, Cuculiformes, Cuculidae.